UAUUCAUAAAAUGGAUUCUGACGAAUUAGAUGAACUAUGUCCAAAGCCGCCAAAAAAAGGAAAGCUAGAUCCUAAAUAUAGGGUCAUCUUCAAGCGGCCACAACGCCAGGUUGUGGAGAACUUUUUACAGCUUAGGACGAAUUUCGAGUCCACAACACGAAAAAUGUGGUAUGAGCUGAAUAUGCCCGACGUGACUAGUGAAGUGUUCGAUGGUGAAAUUUUACAUCGUAAGACUUCUCUACACAAAACAUGUGAAAGACGUACAGUACAGUUAAGUUCAUCUUCGGAAACAUGUCGCAGAAGAAAAUCGACUUAUGUUACAAGGCGAGAGAAUCGCGAAGAAUUUCGACGAAAUCUUAUACGUCUUAUAAUGUUGGAUGAUGACAAAAAACCCGAAACAGAUGUAAAGGAAUUUGUAAUGCCAGAUUGGCGUGAGCGUGUACUAUUACGGUAUCAUCAUUACAUUUCGCAUGGUGUGGAUACUACAACUAUAUCACCAAUAACAAAUAAAUUACAACGGCGCAUUAAUUCUCUUAUUCCUCCGCGUUUGCUACAAUGGGUCAAAUAUGUUCCAUUUACAGUUCGUGAAGUCCGAGAUGAUUUUAUAAACUCUAUGAAAAAGGGCGUUAUUGAUUACGUUCUGCGUAAUGCUAUAAGUCUCGUCAAGGAAGAUGACAAGUUCGAGAGAUGUAAAGAAUCUAUUGAAAUACGUAAACUCUAUCAUGCGUACUUCUUUCGUUAUAAGCAAAAUCGUACUAGAUUGGGUCGAGUACUUUUUUGUAUACAUGGAGCAAUCGCUGGUAUGUUGUCGCUGUGGAAUACAAAGUAUCGAAAAAAGUUAUUUGUUGAAGUCGAUCUUUUUAGAACUGAUAAAGUCAUAGACGUCUACGAUUUUGCAUAUGAGUGUGGACGCAUGAUAGAGGAAACAAAAAGACUUCUGGAACAAACGUGGUACAAAGAAAUACAUCAAAUUCUAGCGCGUUAUAAUAAGAAACGUUUAUUACCUGCUCUGGAUGAUUUGGAGUUAGUGGUUUGCUUCUUUAAUUGUGCCGGUGCCCUUAUGACACAGCAAUUAGAAGACAUGUGCAUACGCAGCAUACACGCCUUCACAAAUUUUAUAUUCGAAUAUGGCAGAACUUGGCCUGGCAUCAAGUUGGAUCUUAUAUUAGAGAGAGAAGACAGUAUAUCCUUUUUUCCCAGAUUUAAAAAAGUUGAAGCGGAAUUAUUACGUAUACUUGAGGGUAUACUUGUAGCUGUGAAAGCUAUGCCACGCAUUGAGAAUAAACUCUAUACGGAGUUGAAACUGGGCACAGCGUAUUACUUGGUUCCUGCUAUACCGGAACAUAUAGUAGAAAAUGCUGGCCGACGCAUUUCUGAGUUGAUAGAAGAACAACGUAUUUUACCUGAAUUACGUAUACAUGAUUUUGACAAAUAUCUUGUGCUUGUUAAUGGGAUUGAAGCCAGGAGAGUAUACGAGUUUAAAGCAUCGAGACCAAAUUUUGAAAAGUAUUGUGACAUGGUUAAAUAUUAUAGAGAUUUAGAGUAUACAAUAACAAGAGAAAUAUGGGGUGUUAUGCGUCUGGGACUUUUCGAAUUUAAUCGUGAAAACUUCAUAAGAAAUCUUCAACGUAUUGCGCGUUAUUUUCAAAAUGAGUUAUUGCGUACAAUGGUAUCACAACAGCAAUCUGAAAUGACUAAAAUGGGCAGGGAGUAUGAAGCAAUCGCUAAGAAAGCCCUGACAGUACCUAGAAAUACUUCGGAACUUAUGGCACUGAAAGCAUACGUUGCACGCGUCGAAGAGGUAGUAGUGUAUGAAAUGGAAGACCGUUUAAGAACGAAUAUAUCACAUUUGCUCUGGCUUAUGGAUAACACUCAAUAUAUAACUUUACAAAUUAAGAAUAACAGCAACACCGUUAUUUGGUAUAAAAAACUACAUACGAUAUUCGACAAACAUCGCAAAAUAGUUGCACAAAAGAGCGUAGAGUACCAGGAAUUGCUUAAAAAACGUAUAGAAAUGUUUAAACGCGAUUUAAAUAAUUAUAAUGAACAGUUAAAGGAGUACGAUCAAUGGGGUGAUAUUAAUCAUUUGGCACGCUAUAAACGUAAAGCAGGAGUACUUGAUGCAAAAUUAGUUGAUGCCAUGAAAGUAAUAGAUGAAAUUAAUGAGGAAGAAGCAGCGUUCGGUUGGGAACUCUCACAAUAUCCUAUACGUAAGAAAGCACAUGAUCAAUUGAGACCUUAUAAAACAUUGUUCGAUGCUGGACAAGAGUUUCUGGAUAAAUAUAAUCUUUGGAUGUAUUCACAAGUUGGCUCGUAUGAUCCAGAUGAGAUUGAAAAUGACGUUGCUAAUAUAUAUCGUAUUGUCCAAAAAUUGGAGAAACAAAUGGGAGAUAAGCCGCAUACUCAAGCUCUCAUUAGAGAUGUUAAAGAGCGAAUUGAAGAGUUCCGUGAACACAUGCCAAUAAUUAGUACUCUAGGAAAUCCUGGUAUGAAAGCACGCCAUUGGGAGCAAGUAUCUGAGAUAAUUGGCUUCCCCAUAAAAGUAACGCCUGAUUUAACAUUAGCCAAAGUUAUUGAUUUUCAACUUGAAGAAUAUGUACCUAGAUUUGAGGCCAUCUCAGAAAGUGCAACCAAAGAAAAUAAUUUGGAAAAAGCUUUGGCAAAAAUGCAAAAAGAGUGGGAAGAUGUUGCAUUUACUGUUUCACCGCACAGAGAUACUGGUACUUAUAAACUGGGUGCGGUAGAUGAUAUACAAAUAUUGCUGGAUGAUCAUAUUAUCAAAACACAAACAAUGAAGAGUUCACCAUACAUUAAACCAUUUGAGGAGCAAAUGCUAAAAUGGGAACGGAAGUUAAUGUUAUUACAAGAAAUAUUGGAUGAAUGGUGCCGUGUGCAAUCCACUUGGAUGUAUUUGGAGCCAAUUUUCUCCAGUCCUGAUAUUCAACAACAAAUGCCUGAGGAGGGUAGACGAUUCAGUGCUGUCGAUAAGAUUUGGAAAGAACUCAUGAAACAAGUUGUUGUGGAUCCGAGGGUUAUGACAGUGGUUGAGAUUGAGAAGAUGUCAGAAAAAUUAAAAAAAGCUUAUCAAUUAUUGGAAAUUAUACAAAAAGGUCUCAACAAUUAUUUGGAAAAGAAACGUUUGUACUUCCCGCGCUUCUUCUUCUUGUCAAAUGAUGAAUUACUUGAGAUUCUAUCCGAAACCAAAGAUCCCACACGCGUACAGCCACAUCUUAAAAAGUGCUUCGAGGGUAUUGCUACUUUAAAUUUCACCGAAGAGUUAGAAGUUACAGCCAUGCGUUCAUCUGAACGUGAAGAGGUUAAAUUGGUUGAUGUGAUAUCAACAGCUAAAGCUCGUGGUCAAGUUGAAAAAUGGUUGCUCGAUUUGGAGAUCGAUAUGAAAAAGAGUAUACAUAAAAAAGUCAGUGAAGCCUUCUUCAGCUAUCCACACAUGCCUCGAGAUAAUUGGGUUUUGGUGUGGCCCGGACAGUGUGUGCAAUCCAUAUCACUUACAUAUUGGACAUUACGCAUCACAGAAUGUUUCUUGUCGGAGCACCCAGUUGAGAAUUUAGGGAAAUUCCUGGAUUUGUGUAGAUUUCAGAUUGGCCAGAUUGUUGAUUUGGUGCGUGGUGAUUUGAAUUUGCAAAACCGUAUUACUCUUGGAGCUUUGGUUGUAUUAGAUGUACAUGCACGUGAUGUACUAGCUGAAAUUUAUGAGAAAGGUGUUAAGGAUCUUAAUGACUUCCAAUGGCUCUGUCAGUUGCGUUAUUACUGGGAGGAGAAUAAUCUAGAUACACGCAUGAUUAAUUGUUCUCUUAAAUAUGGUUAUGAAUAUCUGGGCAAUACUACUCGUUUAGUUGUAACGCCAUUAACGGAUCGUUGCUAUCGCACACUUUUCAGUGCUUUACAUUUACAUUUAGGUGGUGCACCAGAAGGUCCCGCUGGUACCGGUAAGACAGAAACGACAAAAGAUUUGGCUAAAGCUGUUGCUAAACAAUGUGUGGUGUUCAAUUGUUCCGAUGGUUUGGAUUAUCUUGCCUUGGGUAAAUUCUUCAAAGGUCUAGCAUCAUGCGGUGCUUGGUCAUGUUUCGAUGAGUUCAAUCGAAUUGAUUUGGAAGUGCUGUCCGUUGUAGCCCAGCAGAUUCUUACUAUACAACGUGGUAUUAACUCCGGCAGUCCUACUUUGGUGUUUGAAGGCACUACUCUAACAUUGGAUCCCACUUGUGCUGUCUUUAUUACCAUGAACCCUGGUUAUGCUGGACGUUCUGAGUUGCCUGAUAAUUUAAAGGCACUAUUCCGUUCAGUAGCUAUGAUGGUGCCGGAUUAUGCGCUUAUCUCAGAAAUUGAACUUUAUUCUUAUGGAUUUUUGACGGCAAAACCGCUAUCUGUUAAGAUUGUGGCUACUUAUCGUUUGUGCUCUGAACAGCUGAGUACUCAGUGCCAUUAUGAUUAUGGCAUGCGUGCUGUAAAGUCCGUAUUGAAGGCAGCAGGAGCGCUUAAGUUGCGCUAUCGUGAUCAGAACGAAGACAUAUUAGUGUUGCGUUCCAUUAAGGACGUUAAUUUACCGAAGUUUCUUAAUCAAGAUAUACCAUUAUUUCAGGGUAUUACAUCUGAUUUAUUCCCUGGCGUUAUCUUACCGGAAUCUGAUUAUGUUAUCUUCAACGAAUGUGUUCGGAAAGUCUGUAACAGUCAAAAUUUACAAUGCACAGAUUUCUUUUUGGAAAAAGUUCAACAGCUUUAUGAAAUGAUCGUUGUUCGCCACGGACUCAUGAUUGUCGGUUUACCUUUUGGCGGCAAAACCACUUGUUAUCGUGUUUUAGCUGAUGCGCUAGAGUGCAUGGAACUAAGGAAUGCUGGCGAAAAUCGUGCUAUAUAUACAAUAAUAAACCCCAAAGCCAUUACGAUGGGACAAUUAUAUGGGCAGUUUGAUGCUGUAUCUCAUGAGUGGAGUGACGGCGUGUUAGCCGUAAGCUAUCGGUAUUUUGCAAUCACUGAUACGCCGGAUCGAAAGUGGUUGAUAUUUGAUGGACCUGUUGAUGCUAUUUGGAUAGAAAAUAUGAACACUGUACUUGAUGACAACAAAAAAUUGUGCCUUAUGUCUGGUGAGAUUAUACAACUGUCUCCCACAACGAACUUGAUAUUUGAGCCGAUGGACUUAGAAGUUGCCUCACCAGCAACUGUUUCACGUUGUGGUAUGAUUUAUAUGGAACCAAGUACUCUUGGUUGGGAAAUUUUAGUUACAACUUGGAAAAAUAAGUUACCGGAUUCAUUUCACACCAUAGCCAGACAAGUUAUCGAUGGCCUCUUCGACCGUUUUUGUUCAAUUCUAUUGUUCCUUGUGCGUAAAUGUUUGAAUGAAAUUGCACCAACUACAGAUGCAAAUCUAAUAACCUCCUUAUUGAAUUUUCUGGAUUGUUAUUACGAAGACUUUAGGGAUGAGAAAUACAUGGCUGCUCUUACAGAUUUAGAUUUUCGUGCGCAGAUUGAAGGUCCAUUUAUGUUUGCGUUAGUUUGGUCUAUUGGGGGUGCUUUAGAUGCAGAAAGUCGCCUUAAGUUUAGUAUGUUCUUUCGCGCACUAACAGACAAAGCUUUCAAUGACAGUCUCUAUGAAGAGUUUGGUAUACCAGAAGAGUUACAAGUACCAGCCUUAACAAAACCAUAUAUUUUUCCAAUGCCUAAAGAUCAUACAGUGUUUGAUUACCGCUAUAUUAAGGAUGGCAAAGGUAAGUGGAAGGCUUGGCAAGAUGAUGUAGAGACCGCGCCACCCAUACCGCGUGAUAUACCAGUCAACCAAAUUAUAAUUACCACAAAAGAAAGUGUGCGUAUUACAGCGAUUACUGCACUAUUGGUUGAAAAUGGAAAGGGUAUAAUGUUUGUUGGUCCCACUGGUACCGGUAAAAGUGUAUAUGUAAUAAAUUAUAUGUUGAAACGUAUGGAUUUGGAGAUAUUUACACCAAUGAUGCUAAACUUCUCCGCUCAAACUUCUGCUAAUCAAACUCAAAAUAUUAUUAUGUCCAAAUUAGAUAAACGUCGAAAAGGCGUUUAUGGUCCACCAUUAAAUAAAAAGUAUGUGAUAUUUGUAGAUGAUGUAUCAAUGCCUUUAAAAGAAAAUUUUGGUGCACAACCUCCCAUUGAGUUAUUGAGAAUGUUAUUAGAUCAUAUGAUGUGGUAUGAUCUCAAAACAACACAACCUCUGAAGCUUAUCGAUUUGCAAAUGCUGACGGCUAUGGGACCACCAGCAACUGGCAACACUGUCACACCGCGUUUUCAACGGUUCUUUCAUGUGAUAGCUAUUGACGAAUUCGAUACUGCCAUUUUAAAGACAAUAUUCACCAAAAUUGUUUUGUGGCACCUUGAUACGCGUGGUUUCUCAAAGGAUUUCGACCCUUGCAUUGAUGAAAUUGUCAAUGCUACACUUUUCGUAUACAAUGAAGCUAAGAGAAAUUUAUUGCCUACUCCAGCAAAAUCGCAUUAUCUCUUCAAUUUACGUGAUUUCUCACGUGUCAUACAAGGUGUGUUGCUAUCUGUGCCGGAAGCGACAGAGGAUCUGGAUUCAAUGAGACGUUUGUGGGUACACGAGGUUUUGCGUGUGUACGGUGAUCGUUUGGUUGAGGACUCUGAUCGCGCUUGGCUCUUCGCUUCAAUUUGUGAUAAAAUAAAUAAACAUCUUAAUUCUGAACCGGAAGCACUAUUUUCAAGAUUAUUAAAAAAGAAUGAGAAAUUAUCAGAGGCAAAUUUUCGUAAUUUAAUCUAUUGUGACUUUUCGAAUCCGAAGGCUGAUAAUAAGAACUACAUUGAAGUGCAUGACCUUGAAGAUUUACGUUCGGUUGUAGAAACUUAUCUGGUUGAAUAUAAUAAUAUGUCCAAAAAGCCAAUGAAUUUGGUAUUGUUUCGUUUUGCCAUCGAGCAUUUGUCGAGAAUUUGUCGCAUAAUAAAGCAGCCUCGUAGUCAUGCUCUACUCAUUGGAGUUGGUGGCUCCGGACGUCAGAGCUUAACUCGUUUGGCUUCGCAUAUAUGUGACUAUGAAAUAUUUCAAGUUGAAAUCACUCGACAAUAUGGACCAACUGAAUGGCAUGAUGAUAUUAAAGUUAUAUUGCGUAAAAUUAGCUCAUCGGACAUGCACGGGGUAUUCUUGUUUACCGAUGUACAGAUUAAAGACGAAUCAUUUUUGGAAGAUAUUAAUAAUUUAUUGAAUUCUGGUGAGGUGCCUAAUCUCUUCACAAAUGAAGAAAGGAUAGAAGUUGUGGAAAAAAUGGCACAAAUAGACAAGCAGCGCGAUAAAGCGAUGCAAACGGAUGGUACCCCAGUGGCGCUAUUCAAUUUUUUCGUUACGACUUGCAAAGAUCAAUUGCAUAUUGUAUUGUGUAUGUCGCCUAUUGGCGAUGCGCUGCGUGUGCGUAUUAGAAAAUUCCCUUCGAUUGUGAAUUGUUGUACCAUAGAUUGGUUUCAGACGUGGCCGGAAGAUGCUCUAUUGGCUGUGUCUACGCGUUUCUUAGCACAAGUGCAAUUAACAGAGCUGGAGCGCAAGGCAGCUAUAGAUAUGUGCAUGGAAUUUCACACAUCAACGCAGAAUUUGUCUGAAGCAUUCUUUGCUAGAUUAAAACGUCAUAAUUAUGUAACACCCACAUCUUAUCUCGAAUUGAUACAAACUUUUAAAGCUCUGUUGGAUGAGAAGAGAACUUCCAUAAUGACAAUGAAAAAUCGUUACCUUACUGGUAUAUCACAAUUGGAUAUUGCAGCGCAACAAGUCGCUGUGAUGCAAGAGCAGUUAGUGGCUCUGGAGCCAAAACUUAAAGUAGCUGCGGAAAAGGUUGCUGUACAAGUUGCAAUCGUCACUGCGGACAGCAUUAAGGCUGAAGAGCAAAGAGCACUUGUUAAGGAAGAUGAGAAAGCUGCCAAAGUGCAAGCUUCCAAAGCCCAAGAAAUUAAAGAUGAGUGCGAUGCUAAAUUAUCGGAGGCUUUACCAAUUCUAAACGCUGCUUUGGCAGCGUUAAAUACAUUGACAACUGCUGAUAUUGCUGUUGUUAAGACCAUGAAAAGUCCACCAGUUGGAGUACGUAUUGUUAUGGAAGCUGUGUGUAUAUUGAAAGAAGUCAAACCUGAACGUAUACAAAAUCCAUCAGGAACAGGCAUGGUUGAAGAUUAUUGGGGCGCAUCAAAACGUGUGCUUAGCGAUUUGAAAUUUCUGGAUAGUUUAAUUAAUUUUGAUAAGGAUAAUAUAUCACCACAAGUUAUGCAAAAAUUACAGCAACGUGUUUUGACUCAAGAAGCUUUUGAUCCUGAUAAAGUUAAAACAGCAUCAACAGCUUGUGAAGGCUUAUGUCGUUGGGUGAUAGCGUUAACCAAAUAUGAUGUAGUGGCAAAAGUUGUUGCACCUAAGAAAAUUGCUUUGGCUGCAGCCGAAGCAGAGUACAAUGCUGCCAUGAAACAUUUAAGCGAGAAAUUAGCACAACUAGCAAAGGUGGAGGCUGAUCUUGCAGCUAUUAAGAAACAAUUGGAAGAAACUCAAUCGCAAUACAAUGCUUUGGCAGCUGAUCACGAGGCUUGUACGAAACGUUUACAACGUGCACAAGAUCUUAUUUUAGGUUUGGGUGGUGAACGAAAACGUUGGUCUGAAACUGCGAAAACGCUGGGGCUCUCUUAUAAUACUUUAGUUGGAGAUAUACUCAUAUCAUCCGGCGUCGUUGCCUAUUUGGGACCGUUUACUACUGAUUUUCGUCUUAAACAAAUUAAUAUAUGGGUUGCUAGGUGUAAAUCCUUUGGUAUCGUUUGUAGUAAUGAUUUUGAACUGGCACAGAUACUUGGACAACCUGUAGAAAUUCGGGAAUGGAAUAUAUGUGGCUUACCAACAGAUGCAUUUUCAAUAGAAAGUGCCAUUAUUUUGAAAAAUUCUAGACGUUGGCCUUUAAUGAUUGAUCCACAAGGACAGGCGAACAAAUGGAUUAAAAAUUUAGAAAAAGCCAAUAAGCUAUUCAUUAUACGUUUGAAUCAACCGGAUUACACACGCAUACUAGAAAAUGCUAUACAAUUUGGGUUACCAGUAUUACUUGAAAAUGUUGGAGAGGAACUCGAUCCAUUGCUUGAAUCAAUAUUGCUGAAACAAUUAUUUAAACAAGGUGGAGCGCUUUGCAUUAAACUUGGUGACUCAAUUAUUGAAUAUCACAGUAGCUUUAAAUUUUAUAUAUCUACAAAGCUGCGUAAUCCGCAUUAUUUGCCUGAAGUGGCGGUGAAAGUAACACUACUCAACUUUAUGAUAACAGAGCAGGGCUUAAAUGAUCAGUUACUGGGUAUAACUGUAGCUAGAGAGCGCCCAGAUUUAGAAGCGGAGAAGAGCACUUUAAUUGUACAGAGUGCUGAAAAUAAGCGUUUAUUAAAGGAAACUGAAGAUCAAAUAUUGGAGGUACUGUCAUCAGCUGAUAAUAUAUUGGAAGAUGAAAAAGCUGUACACAUUUUAAGUUCAUCGAAAAUAUUGGCCAAUGAGAUUAGUGAAAAACAAAUAAUUACCGAAGCUACAGAAAAACAAAUCGAUAAAGCACGUCUGAGCUAUGUACCAAUCGCUGAGCAUUCUUCGAUUUUGUUCUUCACUAUAGUCGAAUUGGCAAAUAUUGAUCCCAUGUACCAAUACAGUCUGAAUUGGUUUGUUGCGUUAUAUAUUGCCUCAAUUGAUAACACCGAAAAAGUGGACGAUAUAAAAGAACGUUUAGAGGAUUUGCGGAAUCAUUUUACUUACAGUCUGUACGUGAACAUUUGUCGUAGUUUAUUUGUGCGGGAUAAGCUUUUGUUCUCAUUAAUAUUGGCGAUUAACAUACUCAAGGUGGAGGGAAAAAUCGAUAAUGCCGAAUGGAUGUUUCUACUGACGGGUGGAAUAGGUCUUGGUAAUCCUUAUCCAAAUCCAGCAAAAUGGUUAGGUGUUAACAAUUGGGACGAAAUUUGCCGUUUAUCAGAUUUUCAUCAUUUCAAAGGGAUACGCGAACAUAUUCAAAAAGACCUGGCUGAUUGGAAAUUAUUUUUUGAUUCAAAAGAGCCGCACGAUAAUAAAAACAUACCGAAACCUUGGAGUGACAAAUUGAGCUUGUUCCAAAAAUUAUUAGUGUUGCGUGUUUUUCGUCCUGACAAAUUGGUACCGGCAGUUAUGAAAUUUGUAGCUGCGGAACUUGGUCCUAAAUUUACCGAUCCUCCACCUUUUGAUUUAGUUUCUUCGUACGCUGAUUCACAUUGUUGUGUACCUUUGAUUUUUGUUUUAACUCCUGGUUCAGAUCCAACAGCAACCUUAUUGAAAUUUGCUGAUGAACAAGGUUUCGGAACAAAUCGUCUAUUCUCGCUAUCACUUGGUCAAGGGCAGGGUCCGAUUGCUAUAAAAAUGAUCGAUGAAGGUAUAAAAUUAGGAAAUUGGGUUGUUUUACAGAAUUGCCAUUUGGCUAAAAGUUUUAUGCCCAUGCUUGAGAAAAUAUGUGAAGGUAUGGUCUUGGAUACUACGCAUCCUGAUUUUCGUCUGUGGCUUACUUCAUAUCCAGCCGAUCAUUUUCCAGUUGUUGUACUACAAAACGGUAUAAAAAUGACUAAUGAACCACCCAAAGGCUUACGAUCAAAUAUUGUACGGUCAAUGUUAAGCGAUCCGAUAAGUGAUCCUGAAUGGUAUGAAUCAUGUCGACAAUCCCAAACUUUUAAGCAGUUGAUAUACUCGCUCUGCUUUUUUCAUGCUGUUAUACAAGAACGCCGAUAUUUUGGUCCAAUUGGAUGGAAUAUUCCAUAUGAAUUUAAUGAAACUGAUUUACGCAUUAGUUUAAUGCAGUUGAAGAUGUUUUUGGAUCAGUAUGAAGGUGUUAAUUAUGAUGCUCUGCGUUAUUUAACUGGUGAAUGUAAUUAUGGCGGACGUGUAACUGAUGAUUGGGAUAGACGUACAUUAAAAACAAUUUUAAACAUAUAUUAUAGUCCGGAAGUGGUCGAUAUUGAAAAUGUACAUUACUUUGAUGAGUCGCAUUUCUAUUACGUACCGGUAUUCAAGGAAAUAGAAAAUUAUAUGAAUUUCACAAAAGAAUUGCCACAACAAACCGCGCCAGCGAUAUUUGGUUUCCAUGCCAAUGCAGAUAUUAUGAAAGAUCAACAUGAAACUGAUAUGUUGCUUGCCCAUACCCUACUGACACAGGAUACAAGUCAAGGUGGUCAAGAAGAGAGUGGAGGUGGAAAACCGCUAACUCCCGAAGAUAUGGUCAUUAAUGUAGCUACAGAUAUUUUAGCAAAAUUGCCUAAAGCUUUUGAUCGUGAAGCUGCUAUUACUAAGUACCCUACGAUCUAUCAUCAAAGUAUGAAUACUGUGCUUGUGCAGGAGAUGACACGUUUCAAUGUGCUACUGAAUACUAUACGUAAUAGUUUGGUUACUUUACGCAAGGCUAUUAAAGGACUUGUCGUAAUGUCUGCUCCCAUGGAAGCAGUUUACAAAUCGGUAUUGAUAGCAAAAAUACCGCAGAUGUGGGCUAGUAAAUCCUAUCCGAGCUUAAAGCCACUUGGCAGUUAUGUCGGUGAUUUUCUGCAACGUUUGGAGUUUUUACAGAAAUGGUACGACCAUGGACCUCCGAGCAGUUUUUGGUUAUCAGGUUUCUUUUUCACACAAGCUUUCCUCACUGGUGCUCAACAGAAUUACGCACGUAAGUAUGUGAUACCAAUAGAUUUAUUAUGUUUCGAUUAUGAGGUAUUGCGCAAAGAGGAAGAAGAUAUGGUUGGAGUGCCAGCACCUGCUGAUGGUGUGUUUGUAUAUGGCAUAUUUUUGGAGGGUGCUUGCUGGGAUCGUAAAAAUAAUUUCUUAGCUGAAUCUCAUCCACGUGAACUAUUUGACAGAGUGCCAGUUAUUUGGAUGAAACCGCUGAAACGUGAUGACCUAAUUGAGAAACAUACUUAUGUCUGUCCAUUGUAUAAAACGGCUGAACGACGUGGUGUGCUAUCCACAACUGGACACAGUACAAAUUUCGUAGUGGCCAUGCUACUACUGUGUAAUCCCAAAACGAAAACUUCACAUUGGAUUGAACGUGGCACGGCAUUGCUCUGUCAGUUAAGUUUCUAAAUUCUUAUAAAGCAUAUAAUAAAUACAA
Teleopsis dalmanni is the source of this 12083-nucleotide messenger RNA. RefSeq names its product dynein heavy chain 7, axonemal (gene Dhc36C). Bases 11 to 12055 code for a protein of 4014 amino acids. The record is from RefSeq and is a predicted model, not a curated record. Gene Ontology annotation, cellular component: dynein complex. The transcript has 33 exons. Lineage: Eukaryota; Metazoa; Arthropoda; Insecta; Diptera; Diopsidae. Gene Ontology annotation, molecular function: ATP binding; dynein light intermediate chain binding; dynein intermediate chain binding. Gene Ontology annotation, biological process: microtubule-based movement.